CUUCCACAUGGGUGCCAAUGCAAUUUUCAGCUGUUUAUUCAAUACCAGGAGAACAGUAAAAGAAAGUGAGCACACUCACGCAGGAGCUGCUGUGACCACAGUCCUCGCCAAGACACUCCCACGCAGACUUGCCGACAUCACAUGUAAGCUCCGCUGGGCCCGCCUCUUAAAGGCACAUACGACUACACACAGCUAGUCCACGUACUAGUACGCCCUUUGUUUCGAUUCAGCUUACUAGUAAAACAACUGUGUCCGUUUGUUUUCUCUACAAUGCCACUUUUGGCCUACUAGUACGUAAUUAAACAUUCAUAAACUAUUGUGCUGCAUGAGUAACAAGUAGGGUGUCAUGCACUCGUAGCUUCCUGAGCCCUACUAGUAGCCGCAAAAUGCCCACUAGUAAAUUUGCAUCACUAGUAACGUAGUUGUUCUACUAGUAUGCCAAAAUGUCAUAGAGUGGUGGAAAAAAAACGUUACUAGUAAGAUGUGAUCAUUGUACUAGUUUGCCACCCUGUCAAGCUACCUCAGAAUGUGGGAAUUUCACAGGUUGCCUUCCAGAAUCCAGUCCAUGCAGAUAUCAGAAAGCAACAGGCCACAUUCCCACCGUUGCUCCUGGGAAUGUGUCGUAUGUUUUCAAGGUUAUUGGAGGAACCUUUUAAAGAGCGGCACAGCAGGCAUCACCCCGCCGUCGUCGUCCUGGUCUUCAUCAUGAAGCUGUUCACCAUAUUCACGCUGUUUGUCUUCGCUCAAUGCAACUCAGCCACAGAGCAGGAGGCGUCUGUGUCCGAGCUUCUGUGGCGGGCCAACAAAGACGUCGUUCACACGGCGGAGGAGCCUCUGGUGAUGGACGACAUUGCUUUCGACAAAGACGGCGAGCGGAACGCUGACCAGUGCACAUCGCGAGGGUGCAUGUGGGCCAAGUCUGCGGACGGCAUAGUCUACGUGGCCUACACCAUCUCCCCCGGUUACUCUUCUCGCGAGCGCUCUAUCAUCGAGCGCGGCCUGAACUCCUUCCAGUCUGUCUCCUGCAUUCGCUUCGUCAAUCGCAGCGGCCAGAGAGACUACAUCAGCAUUCAGUCCAACAAUGGGUGUUACUCGUACGUGGGUCGCCGUGGCAAUGCUCAGCCCUUGUCCCUGGACCGCAAGGGCUGCUUGUACCACAGCACCGUCCAGCACGAGCUGCUGCAUGCACUCGGUUUCAACCAUGAGCAGUGUCGCUCCGACCGAGACCGACACAUCCGCAUCCUCUGGGAGAACAUCCAGCCUGGUUGGGAGUACGCCUUCGACAAGAUGAACACGCUCAACAUGAACACGGCAUAUGACUACAACUCUGUCAUGCAGUACCACAGGUACGCAUUCUCCGGCAACAACAAGCCCACCAUGGUGCCCAUCCCCAAUGCCAACGUCGGCUUCGGCAACGCCAGCCAGAUGAGCAAGAACGACAUCGCCCGACUCAACUCGCUCUACAAGUGUUAGGAGGUGGUGAAAGCAACAUCCAUCCAUCCAUUUUCUGAGCCGCUUCUCCUCACUAGGGUCGCGGGCGUGCUGGAGCCUAUCCCAGCUGUCAUCGGGCAGGAGGCGGGGUACACCCUGAACUGGUCGCCAGCCAAUCGGACAUACAAACAAACAACCAUACGCACUCACAUUCACACCUACGGGCAAUUUAGAGACUUUAAUUAACCUACCAUGCAUAUUUUUGGGAUGUGGGAGGAAACCGGAGUGCCCGGGGAAAACCCACGCAGGCACGGGGAGAACAUGCAAACUCCACACAGGCGGGUCCGAGGAUUGAACCCCGGUCCUCAGAACUGUGAGGCAGACGCUCUAACCAGUCGCCCACCGUGCCGCCUCGAAAGCAACACAACUGAAAUUUGUCUCAUUUCCGAUGAUACUAUUAAAAUGUGCACAUUCAUGCA
Molecule: messenger RNA, 1910 nt
Organism: Phycodurus eques (leafy seadragon)
Lineage: Eukaryota; Metazoa; Chordata; Actinopteri; Syngnathiformes; Syngnathidae
Product: high choriolytic enzyme 1-like
Exons: 8
Coding region: 616-1473 (285 amino acids)
Biological process (GO): proteolysis
Molecular function (GO): metalloendopeptidase activity; zinc ion binding
Source: RefSeq, a predicted model, not a curated record